GCACUGCCAGCUAUGCUUGGUGUUAGAAAUCUAAAACGAGUGCACCUUAUAUUGACAGACGGAGAUGCAAGUGAGUAUAAUGCUGUUGAUCAAUCCAUCUUUUGUUAUGUGAAGAAUGCGAUUUGGGGCAGAUGUGGGCACCACCUCAUAGAAAAAACAUUCUUGAAACAUGGCCCAAAAGAUAAUGAGGUGAAAAACCUAUCUAAUGGACAAGCCAUUCUACUAAAGGUCCGGAGAUGGGUUAGAUCUUGGAUUGACGGGACUUCCUGCCGCAGUAAGAAGGAGUAUGAAUUCUCCAAGGCUCUCCUGCUACAAGAACUCCAAACAAACUCUGUACUCCGGCGAUUUGUUGGAAACAAGGCUGCAGAAAAAUGUGUAGGAUGGAUCCUUAAUCACAUUGUUACACUCAAUGACCAGCAGUUUACCUUUCAUUGCAAGAACAAAAUUUGGUGCUUACACAAGUACACUACCAAUGCUACUGAGGGCAUGAACUAUGCAGCGAAGCACAGUGGCAUGUCAGCACAGCCACGAAAUGACAUGAAGACCUCUGCCUCCAAUAUGUCAGCACAUAUGGAUAUCAAAAGUCGGGACCGGGAGUAUACCCAAAUGCGAAUGACCAACUCUACACCUUUGUAUUUUGCAACAGACUUGAGGGUUCACAAUAUAGAAUACGUGAAAGCUCUUGUACCAAUUGCCAAUUCCACCAUAAAUGGAGGAAGCUAUUGA
This is a messenger RNA of Cylindrotheca closterium, 726 nucleotides long. The record is from the annotation of a GenBank genome assembly. NCBI's taxonomy places the organism in Eukaryota, Bacillariophyta, Bacillariophyceae, Bacillariales, Bacillariaceae.